UCGAUACUAUGAUUAGCCCCAUUUUAUAGAUGGGCAAAUGGGCAAACUGAGGGUAAGGCACUGAUACAAGAUCACGAAGCCAGGAAGUGGCACGGGUAGGAUUUGAACUCAGAACCUCUGGCUCUAGACACCGAUGCCAUCAACCACCAUACGUAGAGUAGAACGUACGUAGUAAAGACAUGCGGUGGGCACGCAAUAACUUUAGGUCCUUUCACAGUCGCUGGGGGAGUCAAGAACUUCCAGUUGCUCCCGGCUCUCACCUGCUUCCACUGCCCACCUGGCCUGGGCCACUCCUGGGGCCCGGCCCUGCCCUGCCCACCCUGCCUGGUCUCACCCUCCCUCUGCCAACAGAGUCGGGCAGGGUUUUAUGGGCCCUGAUAAGGCCCUAGCAGGGCCAAAGUCCACGAGCACUUCCUUUUGCAGGAGGGCGUAGGGAGGGGACCCAGAUGAUCUUGUCACCAGUGAGGCUGGCGAGGGAAGGGAGACUAGGGGGUGCUCGAGGAGAAGGUGAGAGCCUGGGAGCCCCAGAAGAGGGACCCAGUGGACUCGCCCCUGCCAGCCACUCCCUUACCGUCAAGUAUAAGAGCCACCUGCCACCUGCCACCAUUCCCCACUGCAGCAGCUCUUCUCGCAGGACGAGUCACCAGCCCAGCCUCUCGAGAUGGCCUAUGUCCCUGCACCGGGCUACGAGCCCACCUACAACCCGACCCUGCCCUACUGCAGGCCCAUCCCCGGCGGGCUCCGCGUGGGCAUGUCCGUCUACAUCCAGGGAGUGGCCAGCGAGCACAUGAAGAGGUUCUUCGUGAACUUCGUGGCGGGGCAGGAGCCGGGGGCGGACAUCGCUCUGCACUUCAACCCCCGCUUCGACGGCUGGGACAAGGUUGUCUUCAACUCGCAGCAGGCCGGCAACUGGGGCAACGAGGAGAGGAAGAGGAGCAUGCCCUUCAACAAGGGCGCCGCCUUCGAGCUGGUGUUCAUGGUCAUGGCCGAGCACUACAAGGUGGUGGUGAAUGGAAUCCUUCUAAUGAGUUCCGGGCCGGUCCCCCUGCAGAUGGUCACGCCACCUGCAACCGUGAUGGGGACGCUGCAGCUUCAGUCAAUCAACUUCAUCGGGGGGCCCCCUCUGUGCCCGCAGGGACCCAUGCAUCACCCGCCUUUCCCCGGGCCCGGACACGGCCAUCAUUACCCCCAUCAGCAGCUGAACAGCCUGCCUUCCAUGGAGGGACCCCCCACCUUCAACCCGCCCGUGCCGUUCCGGGGCAGGCUGCAGGGGGGGCUGACCGCCCGGAGGACCGUCAUCAUCAAGGGCUACGUGCCCCCCACAGGCAAGAGCUUCUCCAUCAACUUCAGGGCGGGACCCUCUGGGGACAUAGCGCUGCACGUCAAUCCCCGUGUGGCCGAGGGCAACGUGGUUCGCAACAGCUUUCUGAAGGGCUCGUGGGGCUCCGAGGAGAGGAACAUCUCCUACAACCCAUUUAGCCCCGGACAGUUCUUCGACCUGUCCAUCCGCUGCGGCCAGGACCGCUUCAAGGUCUACGCCAACGGCCAGCACCUCUUUGACUUCUCCCAUCGACUCUCGGCCUUCCAGAACGUGGACACGGUGGAAAUCGAGGGUGAUGUCACUUUGUCCUAUGUCCAGAUCUGAUCUGCGCCCAGGGCCUUAACUCUUGGGAAACAGAAGGAUUCCCUAGGAGUCCCGUCUAAGCCCCUAAUAAAAUGCCAAAGUUGGUCUCA
This is a messenger RNA of Microcebus murinus (gray mouse lemur), 1734 nucleotides long. The record is from RefSeq and is a predicted model, not a curated record. NCBI's taxonomy places the organism in Eukaryota, Metazoa, Chordata, Mammalia, Primates, Cheirogaleidae.